AUUCGAUAAUCUACUCAUUAAUCAGUGAACUGCACCAGCCCUUCUGAGAUUUUGUGGUGUAGAGCACGCUAAUAAUGAAUUCUCUACGCGGACGGUCGUCAAUUGCUCCCUGCUAUCGUCCCUCCCAUAAAGGUUGAUGCUUUCCCACAUCACGCACCCUGUUCACUUUAUUUCCCACUAUUGACUAUAUCAGGCAGGCUGAGGCUCACGCUGCCUACCCACAGUGAUAUGUUCUACUGCUGACAAAUUAAGGAAAUUCAAUUCUUCAAGAUCUUUCCCUAGCCUAGAGAAGAAGAUCUGAUCUACCGGUUAAGAAGAUGACAUCUCAGAUGCAUUUCCGGCUCCUUUUGGUCCUACUUCUCUCAGAUUUGUACAGCAUCAUUGAUGUCAAGUUGGCGUCAGCCCGAUGCCUGAGUGAAGAGAUGGAUUUGUUGCUUCAGUUGAGGAACAACCUCACGUAUGACGCUUCGCUUUCUACCAAGCUGGUGAGCUGGGAUGAACAGAGUGAUUGCUGCAGUUGGAGAGGCGUGCGUUGUGACGAUGCGGGUCAUGUUAUUGACCUCGACCUUAGCAGUGAUUCAAUCUCUGGCAAUCUUGACGAUUCAAGCAGUCUUUUCCGCCUCCAAUUUCUCCGGAGAUUGAACUUAGCUGGAAACUCCUUCGACUCUACGCAGUUGCCAACGGGGUUUGGAAUGCUGAAGGAAUUGGUUUACCUGAACCUGUCAGAAACAGGCUUUGCUGGGCAAAUCCCGAGCGAGUUUUCACGGAUUUCGAGGUUGGUAACUCUGGACCUCUCUACUUUUUCACCUGGCUACAUCCUCUCGCUCAAACUUGAGAGCCCAAAUCUUAAUAUGUUGAUUCACAACCUCACAAGGCUUAGAGAUCUUCGUCUUGACGGCGUAGAUAUUGCCGCGGCCGGGGAUGAUUGGUGCCAUGCACUGUCAUCUGCACUGCCUGAUUUGCGAGUCUUGAGUUUGUCCUACUGCAAUAUUUCAGGCCCCCUAGAUUCCUCUUUGGCAAAACUUCAGUCUCUCUCUGUUAUCAAGCUGGAUGGCAAUAUUUUUUCAUCUCCACUUCCAGAUUUCUUUGCAGAAUUUGCCAAUCUAACUGCCUUGAGUGCUGGAUCGUGUGGCUUGACAGGAGAAGCUCCUCAACGGAUAUUCCAAUUGCCAACUCUACGGACCAUUGACUUAUCAAACAAUAGAGAACUUGGUGGCUCUUUACCAGAAUUCCCUGAAAACGGGUCCCUAGAGACUCUGGAGCUUAGCUACACUUACUUUUCGGGGAAUUUACCAGAUUCUAUUGGCAAUCUCAAAAUGUUGUCCAGCUUGAGGCUUUUUGGUUGCAAUUUUUCAGGGCCAAUCGCUAGUUCAAUAUCUAGCCUUUCCCAGCUUAUCGCUAUCGACCUGUCCGUGAAUCAUUUAACCGGUUCACUCCCAUCAUUUAGCCUGUCCAGGAAACUUAGUUCUAUAGGCCUUCGCGAUAAUAAAUUGAUUGGCAAGAUUCCAUUAGAAUGGAAAGGCCUCAAGAAUCUGACCUUUCUUGACCUGAGCGACAAUUCACUUAGUGGAGAACUUCCAGCAUUCCUGUUUUCUCUGCCAUCACUAGAGACCUUAACACUUCCGAACAACCGUUUUUCUGGUCAGAUCAGUGAAUUGGAAAGCGCAUCUCUAUCUCCACUAGAACAACUUGACUUGAGUGGCAACAAUCUUGAAGGGCCUAUACCCAAGUUUGUUUUUAAAAUCACUGGUCUCUCGACUCUCUCUCUUGCUUCUAAUAAAUUUACAGGCACGGUAGAACUGGUGGAAUUUAUAGAGCUCAAGAAUCUUUUCAGUCUUCAUCUUUCAUACAAUAAGCUGUCAGUUGGCACAAGCGGAAGUGACUCUGACUUUUCUUUGCUCCCCCAGUUUAAUAGUUUUAUGUUAGCCUCUUGCAAGCUGCAAAAGUUUCCCUUUCUGAAGAACCAAUCAAGAUUGAAUAUGCUAGAUCUUUCAGAAAACCAAAUAACUGGUGAGAUACCAAACUGGAUAUGGGAAGUUCAUGAUGGUUAUCUCCCAUAUGUGAAUCUAUCUCAUAACCAUUUCACGGGCCUUCAAGAGCCUUACCAUUUUCACACUCAUCAAUAUCUUGAUUUGCACUCGAAUCUGCUUAUUGGAGGCAUCCCUUUACCACCGCGAUCAGCUGUCUAUGUGGACUUCUCAAGCAAUAAAUUUACUUCUUCGCUUCCAGCUGAUAUCGGUAAUCAUCUCUCAUCUGCCAUGAACUUCAGCAUCGCAAACAACAGCAUUGUUGGCGGCAUUCCUCUUUCAUUAUGUAAUGCGAGUCUUCUGGAAGUACUUGACCUGUCGGGUAAUAGUUUAAGCAGCUCCAUACCUUCGUGUUUGAUAGAAAAGUCCAGAUCCCUCGUGGUACUGGACUUACAUGGAAACAAGCUAAGUGGAAAUAUACCCGAUACAUUUCCAGGGGACUGCAAGUUAGAGACAUUGGACCUGAGUUUUAAUCAAUUAGAAGGCAAGGUUCCAGAAUCUUUGGUCAACUGUACAAAGCUAACGGUAUUAAACCUCGGCCACAACAGGAUUGGCAGCUCACCCUCCACGCCAUGAUCAGUUGUUCACGUCCGCUUUGAAACUAGUAUUGGCAAAUUGCAACCCUAAAGAUAUCUGGGAAGUCAACCAGUGAGCCCAGUUGAAGGAUAGACGUUCGGCAAAGAGGACAAUUGGACCGAGUCCUGAGCCAUUUAUCCACGCAUUGGGAGUGAAAACCAUGGUGGCACCUUGGCAGAACUUUCACUUUGUCUCCGUCCUGAAAAAGACUCAGACAAAUAGAGCACUCGGAUUCUGGGCAAGUCUCAUGAUUCAACCUGGACCGAUAAGAGAAGAUUGGCAAGCCCCUGAUGGUAGCAGGGUCUAACCCAAUUGGCGGGGGUGAUCCUCCAUCCUGGUUCUGGCUGCUGGAGGAGGAGCUAGCUCUGCUAUGGAUGCAAACAUAGAGAAAGUAGAGAAACAAGAAACUAAAGAAGAAGAAGAAGAAGAAGAACAGAAACAGGGCACCAAGAAGGGGACUCUUUUCUUCAGAUUUGUCCUCGAGAAGAUUACUGAAAUGAAUCGGCUCAAUAUCUUGAGAAUCCAUGCAAAUAACUUUUGGGAAUGUGUUCCGUUGGAUCAUGUGCAUAUUGUAUGCGUCUAGAUUCUAGAGACUAUAUAUGGAAUAUCAGUUUUAGCA
Messenger RNA from Coffea arabica (coffee), 3222 nucleotides. RefSeq names its product receptor-like protein 6. Gene Ontology annotation, molecular function: protein binding. Lineage: Eukaryota; Viridiplantae; Streptophyta; Magnoliopsida; Gentianales; Rubiaceae. The record is from RefSeq and is a predicted model, not a curated record.